This is a messenger RNA of Auanema sp. JU1783, 870 nucleotides long. Lineage: Eukaryota; Metazoa; Nematoda; Chromadorea; Rhabditida; Rhabditidae. The record is from the annotation of a GenBank genome assembly.
AUGAAAAAUACGGAAGGUUUACCUGACCGUUAUAGUUGGUUUGAAGAACAGAUUGCGGGUCAUCAUCCAUCUGUGAUCAAGAAUGGAAAAAGAGAAAUAGGAAUUCUAAAAAAAAGAAAUUGUAAUAAGUUGCGGAAACCAAAGCAAGAUGCUAAACGAGGAGAUUGCGAGGAGAACUUGUACCAACAGUUAGACAAUCUAUGCCGACAUGUAGUCAACACCCCUAGCGAACAUCAUUCUAAGGAUGAUCAUUUUCUAUUGCAAUUGGCUAAUACUUCACCCAGAUUUUAUGGCACUGAAAAGCUGGUUGUUGACGAUGAAGAACAUGAGUUCAUAAUACUGGAAGAUGUAACCUGUACCUUUAAGCAGCCUGCUAUUUUGGAUAUUAAAAUGGGGAAAGUAACUUAUGAUCCUUUGGCAAAUGAGGAGAAGAGGCGGAAAGAAAGUGCGAAGUAUUUACCUCAAACCAAAUUAGGAUUCCGACUACUUGGAUACCGCGUACAUGUGAACGAUCAAGUUCAAGUACGAGACAAAGAAUGGGGAAAAGGAUUUGAUGAAAACGUAUACGAAGGUCUGACUGAAUUCUUCAAAGCUGGUCGUGAAGACAACCAAGAGAUUCUAAUGAGUUUCCUUGAGCAGUUACAAAAAAUUCAGAAGUGGUUCGAACAACAGAGAGUUUUUCACUUUUAUGCCUCUUCUCUACUAUUUCUCUAUGAGACAGACAUUACUCUUCCCCACAAUAUAAGGAUUUAUAUGAUCGAUUUCUCCCACGUGUUCCCAGCCAAUGGUGAAUUGGACGAAAACUAUCUAUUUGGUCUCAACAAUUUGAUACGGUUUGUGAAAGAAAUAAUCUCGCGAGAAUUCAAAUAG